This is a messenger RNA of Purpureocillium lilacinum, 1524 nucleotides long. RefSeq lists its product as uncharacterized. NCBI's taxonomy places the organism in Eukaryota, Fungi, Ascomycota, Sordariomycetes, Hypocreales, Ophiocordycipitaceae. The record is from RefSeq and is a predicted model, not a curated record.
AUGAAGGUCUGCACGUCCACGCUCCUAGCCGCCUGCCUGGCCAGCACGGCGCUCGCCUGGCCGAUGAGGCAGGCCACCCAGGCGCCGAGCGACCAGGAGGACAAGUACCAGACGGAGAAGCAAGACGCCGCGAUGCUCAACGCGCUCGUGAACCACAUGAAGGCCGGCCCGGGCCUCAACGCGACGGCACCAGCUGGAAACACCACGACGACGUCAGCAAGUGAGGGUAAGCCAGCCGGCGGCACGUUCAAGGAGACGACGCCGAACAGCAACGCGACCACGUUGCAGGUGCAGCCGUACAACUCGACGGCGGAUCCGGCCGGAGUGGCGAACCCGCAGCAGCAGAAGGGCCACGACGCCAAGGAGCAGUAUGCGAACGGCAUGGUGGGCAAGAUGGCUGCUGAGGCGCCGCAUGUGCACAAGGAGAUGAUGUCUGGCGCUCCGACACUGGAGACUAAGGCUUUGCAAGACGCUUCUGAUGAGCAGUGUGACUGCAAGAAGGAGGAGCGACGCGACGGUGGUGACAUGGUUAUGAUGGAUGAGUCAAACAUGGAUGCGGACAUGAACCCCGAAACGGAAACUUCGAAGCCCAUGACCGAUAUGAUGGGCGAGCAGGAGCAGAACGACAUGGACAAGCGCAUGGACUUUCCACAGGGCAUGGACAGCGACAUGCCUGAAGACGCCGACGAUGCCCCCAUCCUGGAGAAGCGCAUCGAGCACUCGGACGCGGAAAACAAGAUGACGGGCAACCACGACAUCGCGCACCAGAUGGCCUCCAUGUCCGACUCUCACGGCGCCAAGUCGAAGCCUUCUUCCCCUUCCAAUUCCUCCUCCUCCACCUCCUCCACCACCCAACAACAGGAGAAGCAGGCCAGCACGCCCACCACCCCUGACGACAAGAUGGCCUCGUCGGCAGCCGCUGCAGAAGCCCUACCCCGAGUCAUGCUGACCGCCCCGUCGUCCAAGAAGCCGCUCAGCAAGCGCGAGAUCGGCAUGCUGGAGCGCUUCGCCAGCUACGUCCGGGACCUGAUGGACGCGGGGGACGGCACGAGCGUGAAGCCGUCCAACAGCAGCGGCAGCGGCAUGGCGAGCAGGGCGGUGGCCAGCAACAACAGCAACUCGACCGUCACGGCGGAGGACGAGCGGAGCGAGAAGAUGGCGGAGAUUCGCGAGGCCAUUAGCGAGAAGAUGGCGCAGGGGCAGAACAUGCAAAAGGGUGACGAGCAGAAGGAGGAGAAGAGUAAGAUGGAGAGGAGAGACAUGUCCAAGGAUGGCAAGAUGAUGAUGACGGAGGGUGGAAAGGAUGCCAUGCCUGAAGGGAAGGCCAUGGACAGCGAGGCGAUGCAUGAGACCCGCGAUAUGAAGCCCGAUGAGAAGGCGUCGUCUGACGCGAUGGACAUGGAGGGUGGCAUGGCGGACAAGCACACCCCCAUGCCCAUGCACAUGCCCAACGACAAGAUGAGCCAGACGCACGGCAUGGACGAGAAGAUGAUGCCCGAGGCGAUGGACAUGCACAUGGAGUAA